Messenger RNA from Cyclocybe aegerita, 1038 nucleotides. NCBI's taxonomy places the organism in Eukaryota, Fungi, Basidiomycota, Agaricomycetes, Agaricales, Hemipholiotaceae. The record is from the annotation of a GenBank genome assembly.
AUGUCUCACAAUACCAACACCAACGCCAGCACCAAUGCCAACGCCAAAACCAACAACCCCCCAGUCGACCCAGCUGGUCCCCCUUCUGGGCCUUACCAGCGCUAUGGGGGGAUGGACUGGCCGAAUCUAUCCCACCCCCACGCACCACAUGCCAUGCCGCAGUACCCUCCUCCAGGAUAUCUCACUCAAUAUGCACCGAACCCUUACCCACCCACCUCUGGCCCGAACGAUGCCCCGCAUGGACCAUACCACCCUCCGCCCCCCAUUGCUGGCCCAUCUCGCCAACCCGCGAUCGACCCAGCUCUCUUACCCCUCCCUGAGGAUGACGAUGACGACUUUCCACCCGCUCACAAGCUGCUCCCAAAGAUUGCAAAACCUGCCUCGAAGGUGGCCGGCAGCCGCCGCCCUGCUCCCUCAAAGGGCAAGGGUAAACAGAAAGCCGACACCCCAGCGACUGUCAGCAAGCGGAAGGCAGCUGGUCAUGCUGACAACGAACCGGCUGCCAAACGUGUUAAACGUGGUGGCCGUAUUGCUGGGGCUGUCAACUACAAUGACGAUGACAUCGACCAAUUGCUUGACCUUCUUGAAGACCACCUCCCCACCGGUGGAUAUGGGUGGAACACCGUUGGCGCUGCGUACAAUGAGUGGGCAAACAGCUGUGGACGGCCCGAGAGGACGGUUAAGUCCUUAGAGCUGAAAUACAAACAGAGUUCUGGAUCUGAGGACGAGGAUGAGGACCACGAGUCCGACAAAGAAGAUGCCGACCCACCGCGCAAGGACUCUACCAACACCCAAUGGCAGCGUGCAACCAAGUCGAAGAUCAAGAAGGACACUGAAGAGCGUGGGCCCAUGGCUCGCCGCCCCCCAGCUGACAAGAUUCUUCAGCCUCGUGCUCGGAAUUCAUCCCGGAACGAUGCACAGCAGCUACUGUCCUCAAUCUCUACUGCUCUUGAUCCCGCAACUCAGGCUGCCCGCGACGAGGAUCGGGCUUCGCGUUCAUUGCACACGACUCAGCUGCUCACAACAACAAGCAAUUGA